This is a messenger RNA of Colletotrichum higginsianum IMI 349063, 1515 nucleotides long. Its product is annotated as Phospholipase d. Bases 1 to 1515 code for a protein of 504 amino acids. The record is from RefSeq and is a predicted model, not a curated record. The transcript has a single exon. Lineage: Eukaryota; Fungi; Ascomycota; Sordariomycetes; Glomerellales; Glomerellaceae. Gene Ontology annotation, molecular function: catalytic activity.
AUGACAUCACACUCGUUUCCAUCGGCGUUUCUCGACAAUUGGAUUCACACUCUCAAAUCGACCCGCGGCGAACAACUCGAUGACUUCCCCAACUACCACCUCUCGGACCCCGAGAGCCUUGUGACGACAUGCAGCCCCAAGUCGCUCGUCGUUGGCAACGGCGCAUCCAUCUACAGGAACACGCUUCUUCCGGCCAUCCUGUCCGCGAAACAUGAGGUCAUCUUGGUGACCUGCUUCUGGGCCCCGUCCGAUACCCUAACCGCCAUCAAGGAGACCCUAGAGCUUCUCGCCCAACAACGACUGGAAUCCAUUCGGACGUCUGGUGAGGACGCCGUCGCUCCAUUACGCGUCCGCAUCGGGUUUUCAUCCCGUAGCUUCUUCCAGAAGAUCUUCCAUCCGUGGUCGAGGGACGGAUACGCGUACCCAACCUCGGCAUGGCCAAAGCUCGGGUUGCCUCCCAACGCCACCCUCGAGGCGGCCCGCAUUGAACUGUCUGUCAAGAGCCUAUUCUUCUUGCCAUUCAGCGUCAUGCAUCCCAAGUUCGUCAUUGUCGACCGCAAACGCGCCUGGAUGCCCAGCUGCAACGUGAGCUGGGAGACGUGGUUCGAAGGCUGCAUCGGGUUCGAAGGGGCUGCCGUCGCCCAGCUCGUGAGAUUCUACUCUCACGUAUGGGAGCCAGCCAGCCCUCGGCGUAUCCCCGACGACGGCGACGAUAACCUCAACGGAGCCAGCAGUGAGACGACAAAUUGGAGGCCAGGCCAUGUCAAUGAAGACGCUGAUCGGACUAUGACUGACGAACCACCUUGCAACGACGAGACCGCGUAUCGUCGGCUGAACCUCGCUACUCUGCCGCCGUGUCCAACGAUACUCUUGCCCUCGUCCCAUCACUGGAAUCCCGGCUUCCGCUACAUUCCCUUGUGGAGGCGGACCACUGUGCCAGCGACCCCCCUGAACGCAGCGUUGCUGUCUUUAUUCGCGUGUGCCCGGACCGACAUCGACAUCGUGACACCCAACCUGACUUGCCGGACGGUCGUCGAUGCACUUCUAGAGGCUCUGCGCCGCGGUGUCAACGUCCGCAUCAGGACGAGCAAGAACAUGAUGUUGAUUGAGCAGCUCGUGACGGCCUGCACGACGACCGAGUGGACACUUCAGUCUCUCAUCAAGCGAUACCGCCAAGCCUGCACGGAGUGGGGCCGAAAGCGAUCGGGUGACGCCGAGUCCCAGCUGCAACGUCCUGGCCGUCUCGACAUCUACUACUACCGCCCGAACUUGCAGGCGACGGCGGUGCGGGACCCAGAAGAGCCGGUCGUGUCACAUUUAAAGAUGACGCUUGUCGACAGGGAGUACCUCUGCUUGGGCUCCGGCAACCUGGACAGGGCCAGCUGGUACACGAGUCAGGAGCUGGGCAUUCUGCUACACAUUCCCGACUUCAAACACGACAUUUGGUCUGAAUCCCUUGAGUCCAGAAUCGAAGUGCGAUUCAGCGGUGGUGUUGGCGACGGGAUGGCAGGCUAG